Molecule: messenger RNA, 1561 nt
Organism: Pelagomonas calceolata
Lineage: Eukaryota; Pelagophyceae; Pelagomonadales; Pelagomonadaceae
Source: the annotation of a GenBank genome assembly
GGCAGGGCGCUGGACCGACAGCCGAACCCAAGAAGCUGCCCCAGAGCCACAACAGCCCCAGGCACGCCGCCGACGGCGCCAUGCGCCUGUAUGUGGAGGCCGCGGGCCGCACGGUCCCCCUCGACGUGGGACGACGGACGGACGCGGCGUCUGUACUGCGCAAACUCCGGAGGCGACGGAUACGCUGCGAACGACUAAGUAUAAGAGGCCGGCCCUGGCAAACACAGGAAACCGUGCACCACCUCAACCUCCAACCGAACGACACGAUACAAGGCUUAGGACGGUUAAGAGGCGGCUGCCUCGAGCACCAGCUCAAGCUCUACAUGCGCUGCGUGCACCUCUUCAAGGUCCUCAUCGCGUUCUACAUGUUCUGCAUGGGGGCUGGGAUAUUGUCUGAUCAAUCCAUCCACCGAGCGUACGGUUCCGUCUACAUCUUUUACGGACUUGUGGUCUUCGUGCUCUCACUCCUAAAGCCGUGCAACAUCGCCCUCGGGCAUUAUGGGUCGUCGCGACACAACAAGUGCGCUUUGUUAAUCAUUCUGCUGUUCGAUGGAUUUGCGAUUUUUGUGCAAUUAAUAAUCGCGGGUUUUUUCCUGGCCGACGGCCGGUACGAGUUGUAUGGAGAGAAUAGUAUCACGGGUCGGAGGAUGGACGGCUGCAAAGGGGCUACUUGUACGGAGGAGGAAAGUCGCAAGCUGCGCGCGGAUUGUAAUCGGGUCCAAGUGCCCGAAGAAUCCGUGUAUAGUAAGAGAGACUGCGACGCCUAUUGGGGGUCGGACCGGACGGCGGGCUUUCGGUUGGCGUGGCUGGCCGAGUACUCGCAGGCCAUCCGGUAUGGGGGCGACGAAGGAAAAAAAAUGGCUCUGGACGACCUGCAGGGCAAGGGCAUGUGCUGCGGCUUCGCGCCGCCCGACAGUUGUGAUCGCAUCGAGAACGAGGACGAGUAUCCCUGUUCGGGCGGGUUCGAGUUCUCGGGCCGCGCGCUCAGUUGCGAGGGCGUCGGGCGCGACAUGCUGAAGCAGCGCGUCAAGUGCUCGCCGAAACUCGCGAACUGGUAUCCUUUGGACAAGACGUUCAAGGACGAGGCGCCCUGCCAGGCCUACGCCGACGGCGAGACGAAGACGGAGAAGGAAAAUUCUCUCGGCUGCCGCACGGACUGGGGCACGGGUUUGUGCAACACGUGGGAGGUGACUCCCGACAGUACGGGCUGCGCCGUGCGUAUCUCGGCGUCCCGUCGUGUCCAUGAGACUCGUGUCCAUGAGACGAGGCCGGGGCUGGUUUCUUUUCCGAUUUUGAGAUGCUCCGCGCAGGUCUAUUACGAAGGGCUCAUGAACGGCAAGCUCUACCCGAACGGCUGGAUGCUGCUGGCGACGGUCGGCGUCGAAGGCAUGACGAUCAUCAUCGCCUGUUUUUACUGUUGGAAGCGGAAAGAUCAUGAUGUGUUAUCCACAGCAUAUAUCUACGAGGAGCCCUGGGACCCGGUCAAGGAGGGGAAAUUGCACGUCGGUUUGCAGGAGGCGGAAGCCAUGGGCGGCAAUGACGACGACUUCUAAUUUGUUCU